Molecule: messenger RNA, 907 nt
Organism: Oncorhynchus nerka (sockeye salmon)
Lineage: Eukaryota; Metazoa; Chordata; Actinopteri; Salmoniformes; Salmonidae
Product: spermatogenesis-associated serine-rich protein 1
Exons: 7
Coding region: 1-726 (241 amino acids)
Source: RefSeq, a predicted model, not a curated record
AUGAAUGCCCGCUGCAAAACACGUAAUAAACUCGUACAAAAGGUGGUUCCCAUUCAGCAUGUGUUCCUUUGGCGCGUUGGACAAGCUCGGACACAUGGAGAGAUAAAUUACAGACCGCACAUUCAGCACAUAGAGCCCAACCUAACAGAGUGUGACCUUGACUGGAGCUCUGGUCUGCGGUGGCUGCCUGCACCUCGCUACAGUGAUGCUCCACUCCCUCACAUCAAAUUGAUCAAGUUCCCUGAAGAGACCAGACUGCUCAGGUCCUUCCCACAGGCCAACAUGGUGUCCCAGACUGAGUGGACGUUUUAUCCCAACUUUGGUCAGCCCAGAACCUUCCAUGUUGGCAAACGCUGUUUGCUGGAGGGAGGUCACCAGUAUAGGACCAUACGGUGUUCUUCAGAGAGAACUCUGGAGGUCACCAUCGGGAGGAAAAAACAAGCCAGGUUUACCUGCCAUUCUGCACCUGGUUCUAGACCCUAUCUAACACCUGAGUACAGUCCUGACUUUCACAAGUUUGGAUCAACAUUACCAACAACACAUUUUGGGUCACUGACCUUCAGUGCAGAUACAUUCGUUCCUCUUCAGCCACCUCCAAAAAAGACAUGUAUUCCAUAUGUAGCGAGGAAGAGGAUGGAGGACAGGGAGGCAGACAUACUGGAAGUGAAGAAGCUGAGUAAAUGGAGGCCUGCCCCAGUCAUAUUCAAAACUGUGCUGGACAACUGACAUGUCAAAAUGUUUUUUGGAUGAAUGAGGAGAAAUGGAUAACGAUUCCAAACUGUAUAUUAUGAUCAUUCGGCAUGAUUACAGCCACAUGGUUUUGAUUCUACUGUUGUUUGAUAAGGAAGUUUGGUGGGAGGGGGGGGAUCAAUGAUGUAAUAAAGUGUGACUAAUUGUCAUGACAUCA